Molecule: messenger RNA, 552 nt
Organism: Hypoxylon trugodes
Lineage: Eukaryota; Fungi; Ascomycota; Sordariomycetes; Xylariales; Hypoxylaceae
Exons: 2
Coding region: 1-552 (183 amino acids)
Source: RefSeq, a predicted model, not a curated record
AUGGCUGCCCAAGUGAACGGUGAAGUCCAUCCUUCAUCUGCGACCCUGUCGCAUAUCACAGGAUACCCGGUCGUCAGCGACAGCAUCGCCUACAUCAAGAAAAACCCAUAUGGUCAAAAGUCGAUAGAGUUGGGUGAUUCUGCCUACAAGGCAUUCGCCAAGCCCGUAAUCCCAUAUUUCGCCAAGCCCUACCAAUAUGUCUCGCCUUACCUGAAGAAAGUCGAUGUGAUCGGCAAUGACACCUUGACUAAGAUUGACGAACGCCUCCCCGCUCUGAAGAAACCGACUGGCGAAUUAUGGACUGAUGGCAAGAACCUUUUCUUCUUCCCCGUCCGCAAAGGGUUGGAAACCAAAGAUCAUGUCUUUGACAUCUACGGCUCCGAGUACAAGAGAGUUGGUGGCGACGGCCUAGUGACCUCUGGCAAGGCACUUGUCUCGACCGGUCUCGUAGUCACUAGCGAGGCGCUUACUUGGGUUGGCGACUUUUUGAGAGCUGGAAAGGUGCAAGCCAAGGAAACCGGCAACGACCUAGCUCGACAGGCCAACCACUAG